UAGUGUGAUCAGCGCAAACACAGUCACUGACACGACAUAAAGCAGGUAAAGGCCAUUAGAGACCUUACUGUAAAAUACACUCUUCAGAAAUCAUGGAAGUUUCAACCGUCAAAGAGCUGAAUGUAAUACUCGUGGGAUCCAACCCCUCCAAAAAAUCCCUGGUUGGAAACAUCAUCUUUGGAAAGGUGUUUGAUGUUGGAGAUAUAACACCAUGUUGUGAAAGAAGACAGGGAGAAGUGUGCGGGCGAAAGGUCACGUUGGCCAAAGCCCCUGGAUGGCUGCCAGGAUAUGAGCUCUGCAACACACCUGAACUUUUCAAGACAGAAGCGAUUCUCAGUGUCACACCUGGACUGCAUGGUUUCAUCUUGGUGGUUAAUGUUAAACUACCAUUCAAGAACGUGAACAAGAAGGCAACAAAGGAGCACUUGCAAUACUUCUUUGGUGACAGGGUGUGGGACCACACGAUAGUGGUCUUCACCCACAGAGGUCAACUCGGCUAUACCAUUGAGGAUUACAUCAAGAGGGAAGGGGCACCACUCCAGUCACUUCUGGAGGCCUGUGGUAACAGAUACCAUGUUCUUUGUGAUGAUGGUACAGACAACAAUAAGAAAGUCGAAGAACUGUUUGAGAAGAUUGAUGCCAUGGUGGCUGAAAACCGUUGCUAUGAAAUCGACAUCAUUCAGAUGCAAAAUGCUGAGUCAAAGAGGAAAGAAGUGGAGAAAAAAGCUGAAGAGCUGCGUAUGCACACACAACAACAAAGGCAAAACCUCAGAAGACUCCUGACAGGGCCAACACUCGACCUGAGAGUCCUGAUGCUUGGGUGGGUGUUUUCCGGGAAGAGUGCCACUGGAAACAAUCUUUUGCACACUAAGGAGUUUCAGUCUGGGGAAAGAACGGUGAAAGCUUUAAAGCAAAGUGGCGAGGUGGCUGGAAGACAGGUCGUCAUCGUGGACACUCCUGGAUGGUGGAAAUUCUUCCCAGCAAAGUUUAACCCUUCAUUUGUGAAGUCUGAAAUUUUAAAAGGGGUUUCUCUGUGUUCACCAUCACCAAAUGUCAUUUUGUUGGCAAUGUCACUUGAAACAUCGUUCACUGAAGAACAAAGAAGAGUCACAGAGGACAACAUGAAGGUACUUGGACCAACAGUGUGGAGACAUGUUAUUGUGCUGUUUACAGUCGGGGACGUUUUGGGGGACAAAACUAUUGAGCAGUACAUUGAAAGUGAAGGGAGGCCUCUUCGUUGGCUUAUUGAGAAAUGUGGAAACAGGUAUCACGUCCUCAACAACAUGAGUGCAGAUGAUGAUCAGGUAACAGAGCUCCUGGAGAAGAUGGAGGAGAUGGUGGCAAGAAACAGCUCUUUCUACCUCAGUGCUCACACUGACACAGAUGAUCCACAACAUUGGGAAGACAGAAGUGACACAUCAACUGAAAACAAAGACAAGAACACAGCCAAGGAGAUCACAGAACAACUUACGAUCGAAUGGGAUCGUAGGAACUGGGAAAAACAACGUAUCCGUGAAGGAAGUAUGAGUCAACCCCCAGACAUGAGUGCUGAAGGUCAGGAGUCUGACAGGUCAGAAGGGGAGGAAGAAGAAAUGGAGCACCCACAUGAAGAUGAUCACUUUAAGAGUUUUGGACUUGAAGAAGAAAGUGAAGAUGAUGCAGGACCAGGACCUCUGAACAGAUGGAAGAGACUCCUGGAGAGAGAGUGGAGCAGACGGGAGUAUUCCAUGCAACGCAGACAUCUCUACAGUCCUCUCUGCCCAGCCAUCUCUGAGCCAGACAGUGACCGGCUGCAGAAAUCAAGAGAAAAAGUAUCAAAGUGGCUGAAAACCCAACAUGCAACAUCUGGAUAUGCAACAGCCUCUAACACAAGCGGGAUAUCGAAGGAAGAGGAGGAAGGAGGACAUGCGGAGCUAGUUAGUUGCCUAUGACUCCACUGGCUGGAGGAGCACCAAAGAGGAGAAAGAAAGAAAUCUGUUAAAAAGAAUGAAGAAAUUACCUUCUUACUGAAAUAAAUUCAGCCCGUCAUAUGUCUGCAUCAGGCUGUUCAAAAAAACUGCCCACUCUGCUCCAAACACCUGAUAAUGAGAGAAGACCGGUAGGCUGUAAGUGAAUUCAGGUGAAUCCAGAAGAUGUUUUGUUCUUAUUACUGCAGCAUUUUGUCGAUAAACCUGACCUCUACAGUGCUGCUGUUUGCUGAAAACGUCAGCAUUGUGUUCACACUGAGGUAAAUAUCUGCCUCAAUCUGUACAUUCUGUCUAAAUUCUGCCUAAAUCUAUAAUAUAAGAACAAUUUACCUGAAAGUUUUCCUGCUUCUCGCUUCACUAAAGUGAAAACUGGGAAGUAAGACUCGUUCCAUCUUCCAGAAAUAUACCUGCAGAAACCUGGGAUGUUUCACAUUCUAAAAAUUAUAUAUACUUAUAAAUAAGAUUAAUGGUAAGGAUCAUAGAUUGCUUCAUUUUGUAUAUGCUGAAAAAAAGGUACUUUCUCUAUGCAAAUGUCAUAACCAUGUCAUGUCUAACCAGUUUUAACAGACAACAUCACAUCUCGAUUGAUUUUAGGAUUUUACUGAUCACUUUAAAAGCCUGCAGAGGUCUGGCUCCUAAAUAUAUUGCUGGCAUGCUAACCCACUAUGAGCCAGUUCGCAGCCUCAGAUCCUCGGGCGGGUCACUUCUGGUUGUUCCAGGGUCGAGGUUAAAAACUAGAGGUGAUCGCACCUUUUUGAUCAGGGCCCCUCGACUCUGAAGCGACCUACUCGAGGAGAUAAGUCUCGCUGAAUCGGUGAAUUCUUUUAGAUCACUCAUUUUUACAGACUUACCUUUUUGUCUUUUCAUCUAUUCAUUUUCUAUGUUUAUUAAUUGUCCUUUUAUCAUUUAUUUUAUUAUCUUUGAAUCUGUAAUUAUGUAGUGUCACACGUUCUUACACUGUGUUGCCUUCUGUUGGGUCUACUGCUCUGUAAAGCAUUUUGUAAUAAAGCUGGAUCAAAUGUUCAA
Larimichthys crocea (large yellow croaker) is the source of this 2993-nucleotide messenger RNA. Its product is annotated as GTPase IMAP family member 8. The record is from RefSeq and is a predicted model, not a curated record. Lineage: Eukaryota; Metazoa; Chordata; Actinopteri; Sciaenidae. The transcript has 5 exons. The coding region runs from base 93 to 1931 and encodes 612 amino acids. Gene Ontology annotation, molecular function: GTP binding.